AGAGGAUUCCUGCAGUCAAACACUGAAGUACUGUAUCGGUCACCUGUCUGCCUACUUGAGCAUUCACCUGUCAGCCUGCCUGUCGUACUGACCAGGGACCUGUCUGACCUCACGGCAUCAUGAUCAGCAGGAAUAUUGUUCUUUUGGUCUCCAUUUUUGUCCUGUUGGUAGAGGGAGACCUUGACUCCAAUGAUGCUGGGAUACAAGCCAUGCCAACAGACAAAGAUUCAACUUCUGAUGAAGCUCCUACAGAGAGCAUGAACGUUGUAUCUCCUGAUUAUCCUGAUGAAUCCCAGUAUUAUGGAAAAGGCCCAUCAGACACCAGCAGCUCAAGUUCAGAGACAUCAGACACCCCUGUACCCAAUCAGGUGACAGCUCCUGAAGAUGAAAGUACUGACUCUGAUGAAGGGGGGAAGAAAAAGUUCAGUUCCCGCUCCUCCAAAGCUCAGAACCCCGCCCACAUCGCACAAAGCCCUGUCCAUGUCGCUCACAUUCCCGCCCCCCCACCACUGCCCAUCGUCCCUCAGCCAAAAGCUCUGGUGAGGAGCCGAGUAUCCAAGAGACGAUCCAGGACCAACCGCCGCCAGAUCUAGGGGACGAUGACCACCUAAUAACGAUGACCACACAAACAUAUAAUCUAUCACACAAGGAGACGAAUGACACACACACAAUCUGAAUGUUUGCAGAUGCUUACAAAAACUCACUCAUACUGUUGAAAACUUGGAAGCUGAACAUGAAAUACACCCACACAUACAGCAGGAUCAGUCUCAAAUAUUAAUCCGCAAACUCAUCAAGCCAUCUGAUUGGUCAAGCAGACCAAACAGGUCUCCGGGAUACAGGGGUCUUGUUCAAGCCAAUGUUUUUUGUACAUUUAUACGGCAUGCUUGGACACUUCAUUUGCAACAGAUUGAAAUUGGUCAGACACUUGGAGAUAAAGGAUGUGACACUUUAACCACAACUGUGAAACCACACUGAAUUUAUGCUUUUAAAGUCCAUGUUUGAUUUUUGGAUGAAAAUGAAACGUUAAAUUGUAUCACAUGAUUUACUUCUUAAAGGUUUUUGUAACACUUAAAAAGAAGAAGAAAACAAUAAUAAGGGUCACUGCGAAUACUAUCAACCAGUGUCAGAGCCACUCUGGCCAUUGAUAGAUUUUGUCUUUUGGGCCCCUGCUAGAUGUAAGGAUUCCCCCCCCCACCCCCCACACUCCAGCAGACCUCAGAGUAUUAAAUCUGCUCCAUUUAUCUUUUUUUCUGUCUGUUUUUUUUGUGAGACAUUUAAGAUUGUGAAACAUUUAAACAAUUGUAUGCUAUCUUCUGCUUGUACCUUAUUAUCUUAUUUUAAUAAAGUUAAACUGAAUAUAA
Molecule: messenger RNA, 1361 nt
Organism: Menidia menidia (Atlantic silverside)
Lineage: Eukaryota; Metazoa; Chordata; Actinopteri; Atheriniformes; Atherinopsidae
Source: the annotation of a GenBank genome assembly